Benincasa hispida (wax gourd) is the source of this 1169-nucleotide messenger RNA. RefSeq lists its product as uncharacterized. Gene Ontology annotation, biological process: transcription elongation by RNA polymerase II. The record is from RefSeq and is a predicted model, not a curated record. NCBI's taxonomy places the organism in Eukaryota, Viridiplantae, Streptophyta, Magnoliopsida, Cucurbitales, Cucurbitaceae. Gene Ontology annotation, cellular component: elongin complex; nucleus.
AUUUUAUUUAUGGGGAUGGUUUAAUCAGCGGCGCAAUAUAGCCAGUCGGGGAAGAGUAUCUCAAAUUAUGAGAAAAAAUCAGAUGAGGAUUGCAGGCCAAUUCGUUCAUUUCUAGUUCAACGAUCGUUCUCCUCCUUCAUCGAUUCUCGUCGUCCUCUUCUCAGACUGUCGGUACCUUUUUGUGAAGCGUAUGGAGUUUAGUUAAUUCAGGGUCAAUUUUUGGUGAAAGAGCUUGGCAACCUGAGAAAGAAGAGAUGUAUCGAGUUCGAAAAAUUCCAUCAUUGGUUGAUCUUUGUGUUAACAAAGCUAUAGAUAAUCUAAGGUUCCUUGGGGAUGUUGGCGAAACUGAUAUACAUCUUUUAGACCGUAUUUUGCCACAUUGUACAGUUGACCAAUUAAUGCAUGUGGAGAAGAGUUCAGAAGGAAGAGAUCUGACUCCAAUAACUGAUAAAUUGUGGAAAAAAUUCUAUGAAAGACAGUUUGGUAAAGAAAGUACCACUACUGUAAUCGAGAGGAUGCGGCAAAAAAGAGUGGCAUUUAGAUGGAUUCAAUUGUAUGAGGCGAAGAUGAAAGACAUUGAAAAGAAUGAGAGCAAAGCUGCAGAUCGCAUAAAACAAAGCUACCAAAAGGAAAAUGCCCGAAAACAAAGUCGUCAAAUACAAAUUUGCAGUAAGGUUCCCCCUUCGAGCAAUAAGAGAAGCUUUGGAGGAAGCGUAUAUGGCUACAAUGUGGCGAACACUAAGAACAAGAUACUGAAGAAGGCAAAGAUAGAAGUGCUUCAGAGUCAAGAGAUGAAAAAUAUAAAGGCAUGGCGGAGAAAUGCGGUGCAGAAGAGCUCCGAUAUUCCUUCCACAAAGAAGCCAAUGUUUUCUGGAAGGGAAUCUGCUUCAACUUCGAAAAAUACUUCCACUCAAAUGGCCAAAAGAUGGUAGCACAUCCAUUAGCUUUUUUUUCUUCUUCGUCUUUUUCUUAAUAACUAAAUGCAAGUAUCUUUUCUCUUACUCAGCUCCAAGGCUGUAUCUUAUCUUCAAUUUAGUUAUUUCAUGGUUUGAUAAUUGCUCCUUUCCCCUCCAUCCCUGGACACUUCUGAAAAGCCAUGUCCUGUGUAUAACUUUAUAAUUCGUAGUUGCUUUCUCUUAUAAUGCAAGGUUGAGGUUGAUUAUUUUACA